AUGUCUGCUCAAGGGGGUGAUCAUGUUGAUCAAGAUCCCUUGGGAGCUGAAAUGCUUCGACCUCUCAGGGACUAUUUGCACCCUCCGAGGCAAACUACUCCAUCUUGCAUUGUACUUCCAGUUAACCAUCAUAGAUUCAACUUUAAACCGGGUACCAUUCAGAUGUUACCUACUUUUCACGCAUUAACAAAGAAGAUGGAAGAAUUAGAGUUAAAAAAAAACAAGGCCGUCCAUGAGGUGGAAGUUCUUUGCGUGGUUUGUGAGACGAAUGGCCAUAUGACAGAAGAUUGUCCUACCAUUCCUGCUUUUAAAGAGGUCCUCUAUGGCCAAGCAUCUGGAGCACAACCACGUCAGACAGAGGGUAGGCCUUAUCAGAAUCAGAAUCAGAGUGGGAACUAUUUAGGGUACAAUCCUAAUUCCAAUACAUACCACCCCAACUCCCGUAAUCACCCUAAUUUUUCAUGGAGAAAUGAUUCUGCCGCCCAACCCCAUGCACCAUUCCCCUCACAGCCACAGUCUUACCAACCAAACCAAGGGUCAUCUGGUGCAUAUCAACCUCCUCAUAAGAGAUCUCUAGAGGACACCUUACAACAAUUCAUGCAAGGUCAAAUAGGAACUAAUACCCAAGUAGCCAAGUUUCAAGAACAAACAAAUAGGGCUCUAGAAGACAUGAGAAGUCAGCUAACUAAGUUGACUCAGACCUUGAGUGUUAGAGAACCAGGGAAGUUUCCCUCACAACCAAGUCCGAACCCCGUAGGUCAAGCCCAUAGAGCCGAAGGGUCAUCUAGUGAGAAUCAUGAACAAGUCCAGUCUGUCACUGUCCUUAGGAGUGGGAAAGUAAUUGAGAAACCUAAGGACCCUAGGACAAUUAAAGAGGGUAAAAAGAAAGCUGAGAAGGAAGAAAGAGAGCAAGAGAGAAAGCAAAAGGAAAAAGGGAAGAGUGUUGAAGAGAGAUCCAAAUUUGAACCUCGACCACCCUUUCCCAAAAAAUUAACCCAAUCAAAAAGAGAUAAAACAAAUGCAGACAUAUACGAAGUAUUAAAACAAGUAAGGAUAAACAUUCCUUUAUUGGAUGCAAUUAAGCAAACACCUUCGUAUGCUAAGUUUUUGAAGGAUCUCUGUACAGUCAAAAGAAAAAUCAAUGUGCGGGAAAAAGCAUUCUUGACGGAACAAGUAAGUGCUAUCCUUCAAUUUAAGACCCCUCCAAAGUACAAGGACCCAGGGUGUCCUACCAUUGCUUGCAUAAUUGGAAUCCAAAAAGUUGACCAAGCACUUCUUGACCUAGGGGCUAGUGUCAAUCUAUUGCCUUUCAGUGUCUAUCAGCAACUAGGGUUAGGAGAACUCAAGCCCACUAGGGUCACUCUUCAAUUGGCUGACCGAUCAGUAAAAGUUCCUCGUGGGAUUGUGGAGGAUGUCCUAAUCCAAGUGGACAAAUUCUAUUUCCCAGUGGACUUUAUUGUCUUAGAUACCCAGCCCCACCAGGGUCCUCAGUCACCUAUUCCCGUUAUCCUAGGGAGACCAUUCCUUGCUACUUCGAAUGCAAUCAUCAAUUGUAGGAAUGGGAUCAUGAAACUAUCAUUUGGGAAUAUGACGGUGGAGAUGAAUGUUUUCAAGGUAACUAAGCAACCAAAUGACGAAAUGGAAUUGGAGGAAGUUGAUUUAAUCCAGACCUUAAGUGAAGAAUACUUUGAGGAGGCUCUUUAUGAGCAGGUUAUUUAUAAAUUAGAGAAGCAAACUUCGAAAGGGAUAGAGCCUGACGUUGAGUCAGCCAGGGUGAUCACACAACUGAUGCUUGGCCUAGAGCCAUUGAAAUUACCUGGGAAUGAAACCACACCAUCUUUGGUUCGCCCACCCCAACUUGAGAGAAAACCAUUGCUGAAUCACCUUAAGUACGCAUUCUUAGGUGAAAGGGAGUCUUUGCCAGUAGUGAUUUCAUCAAGCCUAGAAUUGCAUCAAGAGGAAGCAUUACUAGAUCUCCUCAGAAUGCACAAAAAAGCUAUAGGAUGGUCUAUCUCUGACCUACAUGGCAUUAGCCCCCUCACCUGCACCCAUAGGAUAUUCUUAGAGGAAAAUGCGAAACCUGUAAGGCAAAUGCAAAGGCGUUUGAACCUGAACAUGAAAGAAGUUGUCCGGGGAGAGGUUCUUAAACUGUUAGAUGCAGGUAUCAUCUACCCCAUCUCAGAUUCCAAAUGGGUCAGUCCGACUCAAGUUGUACCUAAGAAGUCAGGAGUCACUGUGAUAGCAAAUGAGAACAAUGAGCUCAUCCCUAUGCGACACAUUGUUUCUUCUAAGGGUAUUGAGGUCGAUCAGUUUAAGGUUGAAUUAAUUCAAAAAUUACCCGCCCCAAAGAAUGUGAGGGAUGUUAGGUCUUUUCUUGGCCAUGCUGGUUUUUAUAGGCGCUUUAUUGCUUCAUUCAGUGCCAUAGCCAAACCUUUAUGUCGCCUUUUAGUCCUAGACAUGCCCUUUGAGUGGACCAGUAAGUGUCAAGCUGCUUUUGAGAAAUUAAAAAACUCACUUGUUUCUGCACCUAUCAUUCAGUCCCCUGAUUGGUCCCUACCAUUUGAGCUGAUGUGUGACGCCAGUGAUUACGCGAUAGGAGCCGUGUUAGGGCAAAGGAAAGACAAGAAACCUUAUGUGAUAUAUUAUGCUAGCAAAACUCUUAAUGAGGCUCAAAAGAACUACACCACUACAGAGAAAGAGUUGCUAGCAGUUGUCUACGCCCUAGACAAAUUUCGGUCUUACCUCGUGGGGUCACUGGUGAUUGUUUUUACUGACCAUGCUGCUCUUAAAUAUUUAUUAACAAAGCAGGAUGCAAAACCCCGUCUCCUUAGAUGGAUCUUAUUGUUACAAGAAUUCCAUAUCGAGAUCAGAGACAAAAAAGGGGUAGAAAAUGUGGUAGCCGAUCACUUGUCUCGUCUACCAUGCCAAAAUCUUAAUCAAUUUGAAAACCCAAUCCAAGAUUUCUUUCCUGACGAACAAUUGUUUCAAACAAACACUCAAACUGAACAACUCACCUUUCCAUGGUACGCUGAUAUAGCAAAUUAUCUAGUCGCUAGACAGAUCCCAGAUUAUUGGUCCAAACUAGAUAAACAAAAUUUUUUUAGGAAGGUGGUGACAUUUUUCUGGGAUGACCCGUAUCUGUUCAAAUAUUGUCCUGACCAAAUCAUUCGCAGAUGCAUCCCUAAUCAUGAACAACAAAGUGUCAUAAAUUUUUGUCACACUCUUGCUUGUGGAGGCCAUUUUUCCAUCAAGAAAACAGUUGCAAAAAUUCUACAAAGUGUUUAUUGGCCAACAUUAUUUAAGGAUGUGUACAGAUUUUGUUCAAGUUGUGAUCGAUGUCAAAAACUAGGCAGUCUAUCCAAGAGAAACAUGAUGCCAUUACAACCAAUCCAGGUGUUAGAAGUCUUUGAUUGCUGGGGUAUAGACUUUAUGGGUCCAUUUAUUAGUUCGUUUGGGCAUGAGUAUAUCUUACUUGUUGUUGACUAUGUGUCCAAAUGGGUUGAGGCAAUCCCGACAAGGAGCAAUGACCAUAGGAUUAUGGUGAAAUUUUUAAGGGAAAACAUUUUCAGUCGGUUUGGGAUGCCACGAGCGAUCAUUAGUGAUGGGGGCCCUCAUUUUUGUAACAAGGUCGUGGCAGGUCUCAUGAAAAAAUAUGGUGUGUUGCACAAGAUUUCCACGCCGUACCAUCCCCAAACCAGUGGUCAGGCUGAGCUAGCUAAUAGGGAGAUUAAACAUAUCCUAGAAAAGAUCGUUGCCACCAAUCGCAAAGAUUGGUCUUUGAGAUUAGUAGACGCUCUUUGGGCAUAUAGGACUGCAUAUAAAACGAUCUUGGGAAUGUCUCCAUAUAGAUUAGUGUAUGGUAAACCUUGUCAUCUACCCGUGGAAAUUGAACAUAGAGCAUAUUGGGCAAUUCAAAGAAUCAACAAAAGUUUGACCGAAGCAGGCUUCUCUAGGAAGCUCCAAUUAAAUGAGCUUGAUGAAAUAAGAAACGAUGCAUUUGAAAAUGCACGACUGGCUAAGCUUCGCAUGAAAGAGUUGCAUGACCGACGCAUCAUUAGGAAAAGCUUUCAUGUUGGGCAACAGGUACUUUUGUAUGAUUCUCGAUUGCAUUUAUUCUUAGGAAAAUUAAAAUCAAGAUGGGUUGGCCCCUUCAUAAUCAAGUCCAUCUCGGAAUAUGGGGCUUUCGAAAUUAAAAAUCAAGAGUCAGGGCAAUGCCUUAAGUACUAUCCAUCUCUCCCACAAAAUGAUUUAAAAAAGAUUUAUGCCACUAGGUGUGAAAGACUUCGGAUGUUGAUGUAUAAAAAUAUCCCUGAGGAUAUUCGCUGGUUAAUUGAAGCAAAAGUUCGAUUUCUUGGCGAAAUCUCACCUAGUUUUAAGCAUUUUCCAGGAUUGGGAAAGAGUAGUUUUUCGAAAAAAAGAAGAGCGAAAAGAUUAAAUGGUUGUCACAAAUGUGCUCGAUGGACUUGUAACACACGAUGCAAAUCUGUGGGGUUUACUUCCAUAAAUCGAGAUGAUAAAAUUUGUUUCAUAAAGGAUGGGCUGAGUAAGGAGUCUUUGGAUGAUAUCCGAUUGACUCUUGAGACGCAUCCGUGUGGAAUAGUGCAACGAGAAAUUCUUGCUUUAUGGACCCAGUUUAGAAGUGACCACCAACGCUAUAGUCUUGGGAAUCUGACUAUAAUUGACCCUGUUUGCCAAUCUAUAAGAAAAUUGGAUGGGAAG
Messenger RNA from Diospyros lotus (date-plum), 4719 nucleotides. RefSeq lists its product as uncharacterized. NCBI's taxonomy places the organism in Eukaryota, Viridiplantae, Streptophyta, Magnoliopsida, Ericales, Ebenaceae. Gene Ontology annotation, biological process: DNA integration. The record is from RefSeq and is a predicted model, not a curated record. Gene Ontology annotation, molecular function: nucleic acid binding.